Messenger RNA from Desarmillaria tabescens, 2476 nucleotides. RefSeq lists its product as uncharacterized. The record is from RefSeq and is a predicted model, not a curated record. NCBI's taxonomy places the organism in Eukaryota, Fungi, Basidiomycota, Agaricomycetes, Agaricales, Physalacriaceae. The transcript is spliced from 3 exons. Bases 138 to 2240 code for a protein of 700 amino acids.
UAUGUAAUGCCUGCCCUGUGAAAUUGUAUUUCGACUCAAUAUCCUUUGAGGACGACUCCUUCGUUGACAGCGUCUCUCUUUUCUUCCGACGGAUACGUUCCUUUUACCCUGACUUCCACCCUCUUUUCGUCCUUUUCAUGUCGCAUGCCCGCAAACUGCACUUUACAGAUUUUUUACGGAGUCAUGGUGCCAGCCACACCAGCCAGCGACGUACCUCGAACGAGCCGGUGACAUCUUCACUGGCGUACGAAGGAGAUCCCGUACUAGAACAUUCCAAUAAGAGCAAGAGUUCCCGUAUCCCAUUCCUAGGACGCGCCAGGAAGAAAUCUGCCCUAUCAGAUGGGCGUAGUACCUUUGAAUCUCGCAAUACUGAUGAUGGGCAGCGGCCAACGUCAUUGACAGAUGAGAUUAACCCUUUACCGUCGGAUUCAUCUGUAUCCCAUUCCCAUUCCCAUGCUUCAACCAGUGCAUCUGAUGCCCCUUCGCUAUUGGGCUCAAAAAUUGCGGUUCGCAUUGCACAUUCUAUCCCGAAAUCCCCGACCAAGCCUACACGUUUAUCCUCACAUACUACUUCAGUCAAUGGAUACACCUCUGACUCGCUGCUAUCUCCAAUAUCUAGUACUCGCUCCACAUCCAUCGAUACUACAAUUUCUGAAGCCAGUCACAAGCGCCGUUCGGCGAUGCCGAGACCCAAGCAGCCUACAAUAACCGUGUCUCUAACUCCCGACAAUCUUAGCGAAUACGGCGAUCUUUUUACUCAACCCCGUAAAAGAAUCUCCCCUACCAACCAACAGCCUUCGACGCAUGAAGAUCGAGCGUAUCAAAGUGAUACUCAAAUCAAGUCCCCUCCACGGCUAUCUUCGCCACAAAUCCCUCCAUUACCGAAAUCCCCACCGGCAAAGCUGCGUGACACCCGCAGUUACACCGAUGAUGCCGUAUCUUUGAAAUCAACGCGGAGUACGCGUAGAUAUCGCGUCGAAGACGGUUCCAGACAUUCAGGAGAGGAAUCAGAGAUGCUCUCCACACUUUCUAUGCCGGCAUUGCCCGGUCAUCGUACUUCACUUGAGACGCGUCGAAUGCUAGGAUCUAUGCCGUACUCUUCUCAGGAACAACGGCCGUCCCACCUAGCCAAGGGAGCAUCUCCUCAUGAGCCUCCGACCAUUCCCCUUCCUGAACUCCCCCCUCUCAGCCCUCUCCCUGAUGUCCCCCCUCCGACAAUCUCAGCAGGCCCGAAAAGCAUAGCCAAUGGUCGGCGUAGAGCCCAUACCCUGUCCUCAAUUUCUUUGCCACCAAUACCAUGCCCUCCGUCCUCCGUGCCAUUAUCUCCUCGCGAGUCCCCCGACAGAAGAAUGGAUGACGAGAGAUCCAACAAAGAGAACGAUGAUCUUGACAUCGACUCUGCGCCAGUGGAACAAUUACGACAGGCUUUAAAAGACCGGUCUCAACAAGUAGAUCAAUUGCUGAAAGCCGCUAAAGCGCAUCUUUCGGAGAAGACUGACCUUGAACAGAAGAUUGCCCUCUUGGAGAAAGAAGCCGCUCGGCGAGAAAAGGAGAUACAAGGACUCACCUGGCUGGUGAACAAUCGGGGUGCUGCAGUUGGGGAAAGUCCGAUGAUUCUGGCUCCUUCUAAAUCCACAAGUGCACUGCAAACAGAGAAGAGCACUUUCAGUCCCUCUUCGCCAUCUGCAUCAAAAAAUCCCGCGUACCGAUAUCUUAACGCCGACUAUGACUCGGGAGCAGAAUCUCAUCAGACGUCUGGUGGCGAGUCAACAACUGCAGUGCGAACCCCGCGACCCAAACGUUACAGUAAGGUACCAGCGAAACCGACACUUUCACAACGUUCAUCUCUACGUAACGGCAGUACAGCAGGCUCCGACGCAUCCAUUCCUUCCGUCCCUGCUUUGGAUAAGCGAGCAUCAGUCUCUUCCGUCGCUUUCUCGGCGACAUCAACGUCGUCGACAUCGUCCUUGAUACCGCCGAGUCCAUCCACGUCAACACUGUCAGUCAUCCCCGAGGGUGUCCCAGUACCACACAGGCAGGCAUCAGCGCCGUCAUCAUCCUCUCGCGAUCCGGCAAUUAUGGCCGCUAUCAUUCGGAGUCGCGAAAAGGAGCAGAAGCGCACGUCAAAACUGCCUGCAUCGAUGCCAUCGGCAUCUGCUCCUACCCCCGCUGCUGCGUACGCAGCUAACUUGAAGCAAGGCCCGUCUAUUGCUCAGGUGCUGGCUCAUCCGUCAAGUUAACUAAGGAUACCAUUUCGAUUUAUGCAUACGGCCGGCAAUGCUUUUGUCAAGGAUGCCAAUGCGCAUGCUGUACAUAUAUUUUCGGUUGCAUGGGCGUGCCAAAAGUAGAUGUUCUUUCUUGCUGGCAAACCCAGGCAUUCUCCGUACUGAGUACCGAGCCCAUUUGGAUGAUUAACCAUAUCAUUAUUUCAUUCCUUUGCUUCCUCUUUAGACUGCAUUUACAAUAAUUUAUCAGC